CAGACGUAACCGGAUAUGAGUUCGGAGGGCCACGCACCAUCAUCAUAAACACUUUCGGUUUAACAGUAAAUUUCAGAAAUGGAGUACUUUAAAAGCGGAUUAAAAUCUGUUUUGGGAACUCCACAAGAUUCCCAACAGCCAACAGCUGCUGAAACAGUGGAUAAGUUGGUAGAAAGAGUACAGACUUCAACUUUACUUGAUGAUCGAAGAGAUGCUUGCAGAGCUUUGAAAGCUCUUUCCACUAAAUUCCGCCUUGAAAUCGGAGCACAAGCAAUGGAUACCUUAAUCCAUGUAUUAGAAUGUGAUAGAAAUGAUAAUGAAAUUUUAGGUUAUGCACUCGAUGCCAUCGGCAAUGCUAUUAAUCGUCCCAGGGAUGACGAAAAUCCUAAUUAUAUUAAUGGUGGUACUGAUGAGCUUGGUAUGCAGUUUACUGAAAUAUUCAUUAAGAAACCUGAAAAUGUUUCGUUACUAUUGGAACUGAUUGAGGAAUUUGAUUUCAAAGUGCGUUGGCCUAUAGUUAGACUUUUGGCUGGUCUUUUAAGCCACAAACCAAAAGAUUUACAAGAAUGUAUAUUAGUGAGUCCACAAGGAAUUUCAAGACUUAUGGACUUGCUUUCAGAUCCCAGAGAAAUAAUAAGAAAUGACACAUUAAUUCUUCUGGAAUACCUGACCAAAAGUAAUGCUAACAUUCAAAAAAUUGUAGCUUUUGAAAAUGGAUUUGACAAGCUUCUCCGUAUUAUAUCAGAAGAAGGCUACAGUGAUGGAGGUGUUAUAGUUGGAGAUUGUUUACGGGUAAUGUUAACAUUACUUAAAAACAAUACUUCAAACCAAACUUUUUUCAAAGAAGGCACUUAUAUUAAGCACAUAGCUCCUUUUUUCGACCUUCAAGACCCAACAGAGCAGGGCAUGAAUCCACAGAAAGUAGAUAAUACCCUCAUGAUGCUACAAAUUGUUCGAACCUUGGUUUCACCAAAUAAUCCUCAACAAGUUACUGUGGCUGCUCAAAAAGCAAUGUUUCAAUGUGGUCUUUUGGAGCAACUCUGUUCUAUCUUAAUGGCAUCUGGAGUUCCAGCUGAUGUUUUAACAGAAACCAUCAAUACUGUGGCAGAAUUGAUACGUGGUAAUCAUGGCAAUCAAGAGUAUUUCUCAUCAGUGAAUGCCCCAACAACUCCACCCAAAUCUGCCAUUGUAGUGCUUCUUUUGUCAAUGGGAAAUGAUAAACAGCCUUUUGCUCUGCGUUGUUCUGUUUUAUACUGUUUUCAAUGCUUUUUGUAUAGAAAUGAAUUUGGCCAAGCUCAAAUUGUUCAAACAUUGUUGCCUUCUACUGCUGAUGUAAAUACAGUUACUGUUGGCCAAAUUCUGUGUGGUAGCUUAUUUAGUACUGAUGCAAUAUCUAAUUGGUUUGCUGCUGUUGCCUUGUCUCAUUCUCUUGUGGACAAUCCCACUCAGAAAGAACAGCUAUUACGAGUUCAGUUGGCAACUAGUAUGGGAAAUCCUGCAGUUUCUCUUAUGAAUCAAUGUGUUUUGAUGUUGCAACAAGGAGGUAAACUUCAGACCCGAUUAGGACUUCUUAUGCUAAUGAGUACUUGGUUAGCCAAUUGUACUGUAUCUGUCAUGCAGUUCCUAAGUAUUCCUACUAAUAUACCAUUUCUUACUUCCCAAGUUAAUCUUACUGAAGGAGAUGAACAUGAAGACUUGGUUCAAGGAAUAUGUGCUUUUCUUUUAGGCAUAUGCAUUGAAUUUAAUGAUAAUUCACAACCUAGUUUUACAAAAGAUGAUUUGUGCCAAUUAAUUAUAAAACGCAUUGGUCUUGAAACAUUUUUGGAUAAACUUGUUGCAAUAACUAAGAAUGAAAAUUACAGUAGAGCUGCUCAGAAUCCUCAUCUUAAAUUCAAACAACCUUCAGAAGUAUUAUUUGAUUAUGAAUUUUGUCGACUUUUCAAGUGCUUAGAAGGUGUUAUAAUUAAAGCUGUUCAACCAAAGCCAAAAUUGUUGAAUGGACCUGAGUCUUCUAUGUCUCCUGAACAGCAAGAACUUCUAAGACAGUACAAAGAUGUCAUUAGGGAUCAGGAUCAACAGCUGCAUGACCUGAAAAGUCAAAUGACUGAAUUGAAAUCUGAGUAUGAAGCUGUUAAAAAUAAUGCAGAAGAAAUGGCUAACUCUAUCCAACAACUGAAAGACCAAAAUGCCUUACUAAAAGCUCAAAGAUCUGUUUCAGGAAACAAUUCUAGUCAGGAGGUUUUGCUGUUAAAACAAGAAAUAGAACAACUAAAGAUGGAAUGUGUUAAAAAACAAGAACAGCUGGAUUCUAAAAAUGAUGACUUUUUCCUAAAAUCUACUGUUGAAUCUUCAGAAGUUGGAGAAGCUGGUGAUAAAGCACAAACUAACCAAUCAAGUUUAGAACUUGAAAGUAUUAUUAAACAACAUGAAAGUGAAAUUGCAUCUAAAAAUGUGGAAAUAGAACAUUUAAGAUCAGAAUUGACUCAACAGCAAGAAAAAAUUAAAGCUGCUCUAGAAACCGAAGAGUCAGUAAAGGUAAAUAUUUACAGUGUUUUUAAGUUACGUAAAUUUUACUUGAUGAGCUAUAUUUUAAUGAUUUAUAAAUGAUUUUGAAAUGGAAAA
Messenger RNA from Parasteatoda tepidariorum (common house spider), 2622 nucleotides. RefSeq names its product General vesicular transport factor p115 (gene p115). Gene Ontology annotation, cellular component: Golgi stack; cytoplasm; endoplasmic reticulum. NCBI's taxonomy places the organism in Eukaryota, Metazoa, Arthropoda, Arachnida, Araneae, Theridiidae. The record is from RefSeq and is a predicted model, not a curated record. Gene Ontology annotation, biological process: endoplasmic reticulum to Golgi vesicle-mediated transport; intracellular protein transport; vesicle fusion with Golgi apparatus.